Messenger RNA from Syngnathoides biaculeatus (alligator pipefish), 2508 nucleotides. RefSeq names its product activin receptor type-1B-like. The record is from RefSeq and is a predicted model, not a curated record. Gene Ontology annotation, biological process: protein phosphorylation; activin receptor signaling pathway; nervous system development. Gene Ontology annotation, molecular function: ATP binding; activin receptor activity, type I; activin binding. Bases 188 to 1702 code for a protein of 504 amino acids. The transcript has 9 exons. NCBI's taxonomy places the organism in Eukaryota, Metazoa, Chordata, Actinopteri, Syngnathiformes, Syngnathidae. Gene Ontology annotation, cellular component: activin receptor complex; plasma membrane.
UCCUGAUGUGCUCGUGCUCAGAUAGAUGGAUGGAUAAAGUGAUUUGUUGAUGUGCUCCGAAACAAUCAACGUGUUGUACUCCAUCAGGAGGAGGAUUUCAUGUCAUGUGUCCUAGGCUCAUCUCACUAACUUAGUUAGCAAAACGUGCUACGAUGUAGUGGAACGCGGUGCUUCUUUUUACGUUAUCAUGGCGAAUUUAGGAAUUCCACUGGUGCUGGUCAAUUGGCUAGCGAUGUACAGAUGCUGUGAAGCUCUUCUGUGCAACUGCACCACUGUGCAGUGCGAGAGAGCAGGCUUCUGGUGCGAGACGGACGGAGCCUGCGUGGCCUCCAUGUCCCUCAUCGAUGGUCAAGAACGGCACGUUCGUACUUGCAUCACCAGAGACAAACUUGAACCUCCUGGACACCCCUUCUACUGUCUCGGUGCGGAGGGUCUUUACAACAUCCAUUGCUGCUACACUGACUACUGCAACAGCAUUGAUCUCAAAUUGCCAUCCGUGACCACCCAAUCGGGGCCCAAUGAAGGUUUAUGGCCCGGUGGGACGUGGGGACUGGUGGAAGUGGUCGCCGUGGUAGCGGGACCGCUGCUCCUACUUUGUCUGCUGCUGCUGCUGGGUGUCUUCGUUUGUCAGUACCAGCGGAGGGCCUGCGGCCACCGACAGAGGCUAGAGGUGGAAGACCCCUCCUGCGACCACCUCUACAUGCCCAACGACAGGAGCCUGCAGGACUUCAUUUACGAUCUGUCGACAUCUGGAUCUGGCUCAGGCUUGCCUCUCUUUGUCCAAAGGACUGUCGCCAGAACAAUUGUACUCCACGAAGUCAUCGGAAAGGGGCGCUUUGGCGAGGUGUGGCGAGGACGUUGGCGGGGGGGCGACGUGGCGGUGAAAAUCUUCUCCUCCAGAGAAGAACGGUCCUGGUUCCGUGAGGCUGAAAUCUAUCAGACCAUCAUGAUACGCCACGAGAAUAUCUUGGGCUUCAUCGCCGCUGACAACAAAGACAAUGGCACAUGGACUCAGCUCUGGUUGGUGUCAGACUACCACGAGUACGGCUCCCUGUUCGACUACCUGAACCGCUUCUCUGUCACUGCCGAAGGGAUGAUCAAACUGGCCGUGACCGCUGCCAGCGGUCUGGCGCAUCUGCACAUGGAGAUCCUCGGAACGCAAGGAAAACCGGGCAUCGCCCACCGAGACCUCAAGUCCAAAAACAUCCUUGUGAAGAAGAACUACACCUGUGCCAUUGCCGAUCUGGGUUUAGCUGUCCGUCACGACUCCGUCACAGACACCAUCGACAUCGCUCCGAACCAAAGAGUAGGAACCAAGAGAUACAUGGCCCCAGAGGUCCUGGACGACACAAUCAACAUGAGGCACUUCGACUCGUUCAAAUGUGCUGAUAUUUACGCUCUGGGGCUGGUCUACUGGGAGAUUGCGCGGCGCUGUAAUAGUGGAGGUAUCCUUGAGGAAUAUCAGCUGCCCUACUACGACCUGGUGCCCUCUGACCCUUCACUGGAAGACAUGAAAAAGGUGGUGUGUGACCAAAAGACGCGGCCCAACAUAUCAAACUGGUGGCAGAGCCAUGAGGCUUUGCGGGUUAUGGGCAAGAUAAUGAGGGAGUGUUGGUAUGCCAACGGCGCUGCCCGUUUGACUGCCCUCCGCAUCAAAAAGAGCUUGUCCCAGCUGAGUGUCAAAGAAGACAUUAAAGUCUGACCCGACAGCAUCCAAAGACAGGGACCGAGCUGGAUGGAAGUUCCACCUCCCGAAGUCAGCCUUCCUCAGGUGCACAAAGAAUCUGUGACACUUUGUGAACGACGACUGGAUAAACAGUAGUUUUGCAAGUUUUUCAAGGCACCUUGAUUCCUGACAAACCCUACCUCGCCUACCCAGAACCUGGUCUGGUUCCCCUUCUCCGCACCACUACAUGUAUCUCAGACCUUGCCCUGCUCUCGAAAGCAAUCAAUGACAGUGAAUGUAUUACAAUUUUUUUUUUUAAAAAGAAUGUUUUAGAGGAGUCCUAACAGAAGGUGAUGGGUGAUGUCAACGUUGCUCGGGGGCCCCAAAAAAACCAAAACUCAUCUGGUUCCAGGACAUGGGUCAUGUGUAACUGGAAACUGAAAAGGAUCGACUGUUGUUGUUUAUACACUGCCCACAACAUGACAACGUUUGAAAGAAAAAAAGAAAUAGCCCACAGGCUGCAAGUUGGUACAUUAUAGUUGAUCAGUGUUGUUGUUUUUUUGGGGGGGGUGCUAUUUAAGUGGAAUGCUACUUUCAAGACUCUAAUUCCCCGAAACGUGUUUUGUUUCAGGGAACAGAUGCACUUUUGUCUUUUGCUGUACUAAUUUUCUGUUAUUUAUAUUUGCCGACGACGGAACAACCCCAAAGGCCUCAUGUGCGUUACUACUGACCUCGUGCAUGGCUCACAAUCAUCUGUCACCGAUGUUUAUUUCAAACCUUUUGCAUCCCUGUUGUUGUUUGUAUGUUGAAGGUCCUUCGCCAUAAAAUGGACUGGCUCUUAA